This is a messenger RNA of Stomoxys calcitrans (stable fly), 2708 nucleotides long. Its product is annotated as probable sodium/potassium/calcium exchanger CG1090. Lineage: Eukaryota; Metazoa; Arthropoda; Insecta; Diptera; Muscidae. The transcript has 7 exons. Gene Ontology annotation, cellular component: membrane. The record is from RefSeq and is a predicted model, not a curated record. Gene Ontology annotation, molecular function: calcium, potassium:sodium antiporter activity; calcium channel activity. The coding region runs from base 88 to 2046 and encodes 652 amino acids. Gene Ontology annotation, biological process: intracellular calcium ion homeostasis; calcium ion transmembrane transport.
GACUAUUGACAGGCAGCGCCUGUGUGGAGGAGUAAUUGAAUUUGCACGGGAUUUUCUAAAAGGAUACCGACCGCAGUGCACUGCAAAAUGGCGUUUAGCAGAAGAACUCGACGAGCUCGAAUGUGGAAUAUGGGUAUUUUGUUCCUGAUAUACUACAGCGUUACAGUGUACUCGGCUAAAGAUUCCAAACUGGAUGAACCUGUCUCGUUAACCGAUUUAGGCAGUGCUGAAAGCCAAAAUGAGGAGCUUCCUGCCAAGUCCGGCGAACAAUUGGAUGAAACUAGCGAAGGAGCGGAGGAGACAGAGUUUAUAGUAACUAGCACACAAGCCACACAUGCAGCGCCGAGUCACUCACUGCCAACAUGGCGCCCUAAGCGUGAAAAUUGUACUCCUCCAGCGAUAGAACAGUUCCCUCCCACCCUCAUGGGUCCAUGGCUGAGAAGACAUGGAGGUCUGAUUAUACACGUCCUGGUGGCUGUUUUCACAUUCUUCGGUCUGGCCAUAGUGUGCGACGAGUAUUUUGUGGCCAGUUUGGAUCGUCUGUGCGAAGAAUUGAAGUUAUCUCCCGAUGUGGCUGGUGCUACUUUCAUGGCGGCUGGCAGUUCAGCACCGGAAUUGGCCACAGUGGUCAUUGGUGUCUUCUUUGCUAAGGACGACAUUGGUAUUAGUGGUGUAAUUGGUUCGGCCGUCUUCAACAUUAUGUUUGUCAUUUCGGUGUGUGCUCUGUGCUCGGGCACAGUAUGCCAACUCAACUGGUGGCCUUUGGUGCGUGACUGCUUUUUCUAUUGUUUGUCCAUAUUGGUGAUGUUGAUUAUCAUUGUCAACGAUGUGAUCUCCUGUUUCGAAUCGAUCGUCAUGUUGCUGUGCUAUGUGCUGUACUGUGUCGCCCUGCAUUUCAAUUCUGAUCUGGAGCGAUGGGCCAUGUCUCUCAAUCUUCCCUUCAAGCUUCCAACCAAAGAGGAACAGUCAUCUUUAGUCACCUACAAAAACGUCCCCGACACCACCUAUACAGAAGGCAGUCAACAGCAGACUAAUUUGUCACAAGAGCCUAACGCCGCCUCUGCGACACCAGGAAACCAGCAGCAAUCAGACUACCAGAAUUACACCGAUCCAAAUGCCAGUUGGGACCCAAAUUCCGCUUGGGGCGAGGAAGCCUCCAGCAAUCCCGUAGGAGGGGCCAGUGCUAGAGCCACCCAACCUCCGGUGGACGAUUGGGGCAUGAGUCAGUUCAGUGGUGGCCAAGGCCAAGAGAAUAUGGCCUACAAUCCCGAUCAGCCUGAGUCGGUAGUUACACAAAGUGCUUCGGCAGAUGCAGCGAAUAAGCCUGUGGUGGGCAAGCCUCAACCACCUGGUGGGGGCGCAACGGACUACUACAAGUCCAGCGACAAAUCCAAAGAAGCUCGUCCCAAUCCACUGGAACGUCCUACCGCGGGUGGGCUUCCAGCACUGGUUUCCUGGUAUGUUGUCUAUCCCAUUCACUUCAUGUGCCAGAAAACCAUGCCCGACUGUCGCACCGAACAGUAUCGCAAUUGGUACCCCUUCACAUUCCUCAUCUCCAUGAUCUGGAUUUCGUUCUAUUCAUACUUCAUGGUGUGGAUGAUCACCGUCAUUGGCUCAACACUGGGCAUACCGGAUACGGUGAUGGGUCUAACCUUUGUUGCUGCUGGUGUCUCUGUGCCCGAUGCCCUAAGCUCAAUAGCUGUUAUCAAAGAAGGCUAUGGCGAUAUGGCCGUUUCAAAUGCAAUCGGCUCGAAUGUCUUUGAUAUCCUAGUGUGCUUAGGUCUUCCGUGGUUCAUACAGACGGCCAUCAUUAAGCCGGGCUCUCACGUCAAUGUCAUAUCGAAAGGUCUGACCUACUCCACCAUAUCGCUGUUCUCAACGGUGAUAUUCUUGAUACUUUCGACUCACUUGAAUGGCUGGAAAUUAGACAAGCGCCUCGGCAUCAUCCUGAUGGUGUGGUACCUGUUAUUCAUCACAUUAGCCUCCCUGUAUGAAUUGAAUGUAUUCGGCUACAUGAAUCCACCUGAAUGUCCAAGUGAUUACUAAAUAAGUUGACUUUGUUCGUUUAAAAACUACAUAGCAAAAAUAAACCACAAUACUAUGGAGACUUCAAUAUCCAGAGCAUCCCACAUGAUUUUAAGUGUUUCAUUGUGUUUCAUUCAAAACCAAUUUCGUAUCGAACCCAAUCGAAACACAAAAGUCGACGACAAAAAAGAAGGUUUGGAAAGAAGCGAAAUAAAAUAAGUAUAACAAAACGAUAACAACCACCACCAUCACCAUCCCUCAGCCCUAAAUACGAGUAUAGAUUGGAAAAAUUGUUUAUCAUCCAUCAUCGAAGAUGCAUAGAGGAUAUUUACGAAUAUUUGCACACCCCUGUAGAGAUUUGAUAUUGGCAGCAUUCUGUGCCACCACUUGACGGAAUUAAGUUUCUAGCGGCAAGGCGAUCAGGAGAUGUCGUCAACAUGGCCAGAAUGGCAGGGCAUCUUGAAUGUCGGCGAAUGAGAAACUUUAGGCCAAAAGUGGAAGCUAAGAAUGACAGCAUUAACCACCCACAGCAUUUAUCGAAUGAAAUUCUUUACAGAAUAAAAAGUAGAAUGAACAACAAUAACAACAAUAAUAAUAAUAACAACAACAAGAAUAAAAUAUUAGCAUAUUUUACAUUUUUACAACGCACCAUAAACAAUAAAGAACAAGAAAAAGAUGAACAA